UAGGACUCCACUCAGCCCUGGAAUAUUUGAUUUACCUGUAUCAAAAACACAGCCAGCAGGUCGAUGGCUGGCAGGCCUGUGCCCCCGGGACACCAGGAGGAGGAGACAACCAAAGACCCCGGACUGAAACUGUCAUUGGUGCGGCCUCCAGGCCACCUGCCCAGCAUUGAGGCUCGACCAGCAGGUCUGGGCCCAGCCUCCCGUGGUGGCUCCAUGCUGGGUCUGGCCUCAUCCUUUUCGCGCCGCAGUUCACUGGCUGGACCAGGUGUGGGUCCUGGGGGUCGGCGACCAUCCUUGGGCCCAGUGCCCCCUUUAGGAUCACGAGUCAGCUUCUCAGGGUUGCCGUUGGCACUUCCCCGAAGGAUGGCGCCUUCAUAUCGCACUGAGCCAGCGCCGGGGGAGCACUGGGAGGCCACGAGAGCACAACGUGCGCUGGAGGAAGUGCUGGCUGCGGGACUACAAGACACAUGCUACUCUGGCACCAAGGCUGGGAGGCUGGCCCGGGAGCUGUGCGAACUGGUGCACAUUCGCCUGAGAGAGCUUAGCCUGCCGCGCUACAAGCUGGUGUGCAGCGUGGUCCUGGGCCAGCACACAGGCCAGGGGGUGCACGUGGCCAGCCGUGCACUCUGGGACGCAGCGCAUGAUGGUGUGGCCUCCGCCACCUUCUCCAACGCCUCGCUCUUUGCAGUGGCCACGGUCCACGGUCUCUACUAUGAGUAAGGAGAUGUCCGACUUCUGCAAAAACGGUUUAUUAUCCCAGAAGGAGACUCUCCCUAGGGCGCACAUCCCAAUAAAUAAA
Pteronotus mesoamericanus is the source of this 799-nucleotide messenger RNA. It is a transcript of the gene DYNLT4, whose product is annotated as dynein light chain Tctex-type 4. Gene Ontology annotation, biological process: microtubule-based movement. Gene Ontology annotation, cellular component: cytoplasmic dynein complex; cytoplasm. The record is from RefSeq and is a predicted model, not a curated record. Bases 64 to 720 code for a protein of 218 amino acids. Gene Ontology annotation, molecular function: dynein intermediate chain binding. The transcript has 2 exons. NCBI's taxonomy places the organism in Eukaryota, Metazoa, Chordata, Mammalia, Chiroptera, Mormoopidae.